AUGGUCCUAGUCAGGCGAGAUAGGGACCUGAAAGAAGGAGGUGGAGUCGCCAUAUACGUCGACAAACAGCUCAGAUGUGUUCACGCGACGGACCCUCCCCUCACAGAGCUCCCUGACUCCAUAUGGUGCCACUUCACCGUUGGGUACUGCAAAUAUCUAGUGGGCAGCAUUUAUCGAUCACCUUCAUGUGGAGCAGACCAUAACCAGGUACU
Trichobilharzia regenti is the source of this 212-nucleotide messenger RNA. NCBI's taxonomy places the organism in Eukaryota, Metazoa, Platyhelminthes, Trematoda, Strigeidida, Schistosomatidae. The record is from the annotation of a GenBank genome assembly.